Messenger RNA from Saccharomycodes ludwigii, 1245 nucleotides. RefSeq names its product Ecm9p (gene ECM9). The record is from RefSeq and is a predicted model, not a curated record. The transcript has a single exon. The coding region runs from base 1 to 1245 and encodes 414 amino acids. Lineage: Eukaryota; Fungi; Ascomycota; Saccharomycetes; Saccharomycodales; Saccharomycodaceae.
AUGGACUUACUAAAGCUAAAAGAUUCUAUUUGUUUUCAAUUUUAUGAAUCGCUAUAUUUAAAGGGUUAUUAUGAUAAAUGUAAAUUAACAAUAUCUAAAGACAGAUGUGAAUUCAAAGAACCUAUACUUUUUAUUCCAACGACACAACACGGGAAACAGGAAUCAUGUCUAGAAAUAAUCCUUUUUAAAUCUACUUUAUUGAACAUGUUUUGUACUUCCCAUGAUUAUUGGAAAGAUAGAACUUUACUUGAAAAUAAUAAUAAUAACAACAACAACAACAGCAACAAUGCCGAAUUAUUUUACAAUUAUAUAAUGACUCUAGGUUUCCUAAUAGGCUCUUAUGAUGAACACACUUUUUUACGGCUUCACGAGGACAUAUUUUUUAAACUCUUGACUUCUGAUAAGUCAUACUUUGAGAAUAGCUAUUUAUUACCGGCUAGUUUGGUUCAAAAAGAAAUUUAUUUAGUUGAACUACUUUUAUCUUCUAACCAACCACGUAUAAACAAAUCCUCCAUACUAUGGAAACUAUAUCAAAAAUUAUACGUGCUACAAUUAUUUUACUAUCCCAACACAGUGAAACUUGAUUACUUGGACACUUGUCUAUCUUCUGCUGAGGCACAUUUUUCUAAUUAUUAUUGCUGGAACUCUUUGAAAUGGUUUAGUGACAAUGCUUAUGUUAAACAGAGCAAAAGAUUUUCAAAUAUCUGCAAGAUUAAAGAGUUUUGUCUUCGAAAUUUAAGAGAUAAUUCAGCAUGGUAUUGCUAUAGUUAUUUAUUAAUUCAUAUUAAUGGAGAUACAACAUACAACUGCAGAGAUUUUCAAAGGCUAUACACCAAAUUAGCUAGCAAAAUGGGGACCAAGGGCCAAGAUCUUGCUAAUAAAGGAAUUGCUGGUAUAGACUCAAAUCCUGUGCAGCUCGAUUUAAGAUCAGAGAUAAAUGCGGUGAUAGAUUUAAUUAAUAAUUUAAGAGUUCCAACAUCGCCACAAUUCAAUUUUUUGUAUUAUUUGUUGUUGAACGGGAAUGAAGAACAUAUGGUGGAUACAAAGUUACUCGCUGGUUGGGAAUCAGAAGUAUGCGAUUUUGAAAACAAAUUUAUGAGCUUAGAACUCAAACAUUGUGAUCCACCAGAAAUACAUGACUCCUAUAAUAAUGACCUAAAGUUUAUUUCGGAAUUCCAAUUCAUGUACCACUUAAAAUAUUUUUUGCAUAAAUACAAAGCCAUAUUGAAACUGCGAGAAAGGUGA